Musa acuminata subsp. malaccensis (wild Malaysian banana) is the source of this 1098-nucleotide messenger RNA. The record is from RefSeq and is a predicted model, not a curated record. NCBI's taxonomy places the organism in Eukaryota, Viridiplantae, Streptophyta, Magnoliopsida, Zingiberales, Musaceae.
ACCUAUCUAUCUAUAUGAAACACCUUCAUCGUGGAGUGCAAAACGGUGCCUGUUUUCGUAUGUUCUAACCACGUGCGAUCAUGCUCGAUGCAAAACCACCACCGUCAUCUCUUCCUCUUCCCAUCCCUCUCCUUUUCCUCGUCCUGCUAUUCUCCAUCGCCGCCGUUAGCUUGGCUUCCGAUUACGUCUGCCAGGAACUCUCAACGAGCUGUGGCAGCGUAACCGACAUCACCUACCCGUUCUGGCUCGCUAAUGAUACAGCUGAGCUUGUAACCCCCUGCGGCUACCCAGACUUCAAGGUGAUUUGCCGAGACAACACGCCGAUUCUCAGCCUUGCCACCGAUAACUACACGGUCAUCCACAUCGACCACGACCGCCGUAUCAUUUCCCUCGCCGACGCCGACAUCCUCGGCAGUGAGGAUACCUGUCCCAGAGUCCGCCACAACCUCACCUUUCCUCCCGAUUCCUCUCUGGCCUACGCACCCUCCGACGCCAAUCUCACCUUCUACUUCAACUGCAGCGACGGCCUCACCGAAUACAUAAGUCCCUGCCUUGGAAAGAAAUCUUUUGUUCUCACAGACGAGAUGAUCGAGAACAAUUCCUUCGUUCCUCACAACUGCGAAGCCGUCAUCGUGGCUCCGGUCCUGCAGGAAUAUCUGAAGUCUUAUCAGUAUGAACUCGCGAACGGGUUCAGAGAGGUGUUGCACGAAGGAUUCGAAUUGAACUGGUCGGCGUCCACCAACACCACCUGCAGCCACUGCGAGCAAUCCGGUGGGUGGUGUGGGUUGGACGAGACCAGUAGAUCAACUUCGGUUUUCGCCUGCUUCUGCUCCGACGGAAGAAGAGCAUUGUACAAUUGUUCAGGUACGUUUACUUAUCUUCGACCGCUCUGCUUCUCGUUCUAUUUCGUUCAGAUCUGCACCUUCUGUCGAUCCAUUAUCAUUUGGGCCUUUCGCCAGUAAUCAAGAGAUCGGUAGGAGUACCAGAGAAACUAGAAGAAACACAGUAGGUCUAGUGGUUGGUGUAUGAAACUUCGUUCUUCACCUUCUGCGAGUGUUUGCUGACUGACUGGCUGGUCUUUCGGAGGAAACACGGCAA